Messenger RNA from Girardinichthys multiradiatus, 6366 nucleotides. RefSeq names its product serine/threonine-protein kinase 32C-like. Gene Ontology annotation, molecular function: ATP binding; G protein-coupled receptor binding; G protein-coupled receptor kinase activity. Gene Ontology annotation, biological process: protein phosphorylation; G protein-coupled receptor signaling pathway; regulation of signal transduction. Bases 359 to 1696 code for a protein of 445 amino acids. Lineage: Eukaryota; Metazoa; Chordata; Actinopteri; Cyprinodontiformes; Goodeidae. The record is from RefSeq and is a predicted model, not a curated record. The transcript is spliced from 12 exons.
AACAGAAAUGUGCUGCUGGUCUGUCUGCGGAAGACAGCUGAGCGCUACAAACAUCACUGUUUGAACAUCCAUCUCCAACUUACGGAAGCCUGUCCGACCCAACACACCCACAAACCUACGUGCUGCACUUCCUCUCAUCUCAUCUGAAAAGACUUUAUUUCACAUUCUUAUUUACUGGUGCUGCUUCUUAUUAUCGAGCAGGAAAAAAAAAAAAAAAGGACACGGGCAGAUAGAAAGAAACAUCCCCAAACCAAACGGAGACGGGUGAAAUGCGCGGCUGCCUGUUUGUAAGGAGGAGGGUGUCCGACGCAGAGGUGUAGUUUCUCUCCAAGAGGCGAGGAAUGCAAUCUGAGCAUCAAUGUUUCACUGGGGCAAGUGGAAGAAGAGGAUGGGAGCCAACAGUUCUUCAAAGAGACCAGUGUUCGACGAGAAGGAAGAUGUAAACUUUGACCACUUCCAGAUUUUGCGGGCUAUUGGAAAAGGGAGUUUCGGAAAGGUAUGCAUUGUGCAAAAGAGGGACACAGAGAAGAUGUACGCCAUGAAGUACAUGAACAAACAGCAGUGCAUAGAGAGAGAUGAGGUCCGAAACGUCUUUAGAGAGCUUGAGAUCCUACAGGAAAUUGAACAUGUAUUUUUAGUAAAUCUCUGGUACUCCUUCCAGGAUGAGGAGGACAUGUUCAUGGUGGUCGACCUCCUGCUCGGGGGAGACCUGCGCUACCACCUACAGCAGAAUGUCCAGUUCAGCGAGGACGCUGUCAGACUCUACCUUUGUGAGAUGACUCUGGCCCUGGACUACCUGCAGAGCCAGCACAUCAUCCACAGAGAUGUGAAGCCAGACAAUAUCCUUUUAGAUGAACAAGGUCAUGCCCACCUGACAGACUUCAACAUAGCUACCAUAAUAAAGGAUGGAGAGCGAGCCACAGCGUUGGCUGGAACCAAGCCCUACAUGGCUCCAGAGAUCUUCCAGUCAUUUGUAAGUGGAGGUACAGGCUACGCUUUUGAAGUAGACUGGUGGUCAUUGGGGGUAACUGCGUUUGAAGUGCUGCGUGGAUGGAGGCCCUAUGACAUCCAUGCCAGUAACUCAGUGGAGUCUCUGAUCCAACUCUUCAGUACAGUGAGUGUCCAGUACAGCCCAGCCUGGCCCAAAGAUCUGGUUGCUCUUUUAAGGAAGCUCCUGACGGUGAACCCAGAGCAUCGGUUUUCCAGUCUGUCUGAUAUGCAGACGUCUCCAUAUCUUGCUGCCGUCAACUGGGAUGCCGUGUAUGAUAAGAAGAUGGAACCUGGAUUUGUUCCUAAUAAAGGUCGGCUGCACUGCGACCCCACCUUUGAGCUGGAGGAGAUGAUCCUGGAGUCACGUCCGCUCCACAAGAAGAAAAAGAGGCUGGCUAAGAACCGCUCUCGAGACAACAGCAAGGAUUCACAGUCUGAGAACGACUACCUUCAGGAGUGCCUAGACGUGGUGCAGCAGGAGUUCAUGAUCUUCAACCGUGAGAGGUUGAAAAGACGCCAGGAGGAGGGUCAGUUGGAGGCAGGGAGUGACGACGCCAGUGCAGGCAGGGACGAAGAGGCGGAGCCUGGAGUCACCGACGACGACGUGCAUGAACCGGAUCCAGAGCCAGAGCCCGAUCUGGAACCAGAGUCCUCAACCAAACUGAGCAUCUGCGGCUCCGUCUGCUCGUCCCCCGGCAGCUGCUAGCCCACAUAGUGAUGGUUCUCUCUGGCCGCUGCCGUGUUUGUGCCACGCCAAUAGAUUCCCCCUCACCUCUCUCCUCUGUAGCCGGGGGCCGAGGAAACGCACAUGGAAGGGUGGGGUGAAAUGACCCAAAACGGCUCCCACGGUGUUCUUUCUCUUUUACUUUCUGUAGCAUCUUUCCGGUAAGGCAUGAAUGAAGCAGAUCCCCAGAGAGUCUCUGUGCUCAUAGAGUAAGCUCUAACUAUGCAAUGUAUCAUUAUAGCAUGACAAAUAAGGUUAUCAUUUACUAGGAGGUGUUGAUCACAAGCAGAGAGCUCCACAAGCGUGAUGACAUCCUGAACAAUAGCGACCCACCGUUUAGGGUGGGUUGUUGGUUUGGUUGAGGCACCUUCCGUUUUUCUCCAAGUCUCUGUGCCAAAUCUGAUCGGGUCGGCUGAGUGAUUUAACACACAAAGCAACUCAGUUUAUAUUAUCGUCUGUGUUUUCGCUUUACUCUUCCUCCUCAGCCUCUACUAUGAUCACGAUGAAGAAAAAGAACAACCCCUUUCAGUUCUACAGUUCUGGGUAUAGGGGUCUGCAGAGCUCCAGGGCCACAGGUGGCUCUUUGGACCUUCCACAAUGGGCUCUUAUUAAAUCGGGGAAAAUGUAUCCAUACUCUUUUUAGAAAUGUUUUUGGUUUUUCUUUAGCUUAAAACCUAAAAAUUUUAAUAAAAUGGUGUUUCUUAAGAAAUUACAAUUGUCAUAUCAAAAAUUUUAAGUUGUCUUUUUUCAAAACGUAAUGACUCUAAGCGAGUUUUAUUUAGCUGGACUGAGGGCAAAAAUGACUCUUUGAACAGUCAAGGAUGCAGAGCCCAGGAACAGGACAUGAUAAAAAUGAUCUGGUCUUAAAUCUCUCAUGUGUGCAGAAACACACAGCAGAUUUAACACUGUCAUUAUGUGUUAAAGAAAGAUGAAACCAGAAUCAAAGUACUAAGUACAGCCUGUGAUUCGUUGUCUUGUUUAACUUUGAGCAGUAAUACAUUGAAGUUGCUUUUAUUGUUGAGGAUAUUUGGUUCUUUCUUGCUUACAACAUUGCUAAAGUUCAUUGAGGAGUUAGUUUCUGCACAGCUCUUUUAAGAGCCCUUCACAGCAUUUCAAUCCAGUUUAGGUCUGGACUUUGACUGGGUCAAAUACCCAGUUUAGUUUGAGACAAGCUGUCACAUUUGACUCUAGAAAACUUUGACGUACAGAUGAGUUUAUGGUCGACUCAAUGGUCUGAUGGCUGGAAAACAUGCCCAAACCAUCAUGCCUCCACCACUAUGCUUAACAAUUGGAAAGGGUUGUUUGUGCUGAAUUGCUGUUUGUUUUUUCCAAACAGAGUGCUUUCUUGCCUUCGAAUGAAUGACCUCAAACUGUUGGAAAUGACCCUAUAACCCUUCAAAAAUUGAUAGGCAGUCACGAUCAUUUCUCUAAGAUGAUUGCUGAUGCCUUUCCACAUUGGUGUUAUGUUGACAAGCACUUGUAUGCUUCAGAGCAGCAAACUGGCUAAACCUCUGCUUUCAUAGUCGCGGACACACUGAUGAUGAUCAGUUAACCAUGCAAGUAUAAAUAAAAGCCCCUGGUUAUUCUUGAAAUUAUAUGGAAGCAAGAAGGUUGUGCUUACUUUUCCACAUACAGCAUUUCUUUUGGGGCUUGAAUUUGUUUAAUACAUAACAUAAAUGAAUAAUCUGUUUUAUGUUUUUGUAGAUUUGGGAUUAGAUUAAAAUAACUGUAGGACCUAGUAAAGACCAGAUAAUUCAUAUUAUGUCCUGAUGUAUAAAAGCCAAUAAUUAAAAAGUGGGUGUUCUCUCUUUUUUACCAUGAUUUUGUGUUAAAUUGCCUAAAUCCGUGGCAAAUCUGUUCAGUUUCCUCCUGGAGCUCCUUUCUCCCACUGCAGCAGCUUCCUAGGUCCCAGUUACAGUAAGUGUUGGUUGGUUUCAUGUUUAAACCUGUUUGAAGUUGUGCCUGUUUAUGAUAAUCAGUAUCUGUUAACCCACGGAUGCAUUAUAUGCCCCAGAUAUUAGUCUGAUUUUUCACUGUGUUAUCCGAAUUCUUUGUUUGAAGCCUUUUGAAGAUAUUAGGUAACUUAAUUUAUGGGAAAUCAGUACUAAUGACUGGAAAAGGCUUGAAUAAGCUCUAAGGAUAGAUAACAGCAUUGUCAGCCUUUAAGAAUCUAUUUCAAAGCUGCUUUACUAGACAUCAUCCUAUUAAGUGCUCAGUUAGGACAAAGAUCAUCUCCCUGUAGGGCUUAGUUCGGGGCCUAAAUGUGUAGCUGUUGGUUCCUCAGACUGUAUCACUGAGCUCGUCUGUGAUUCUCACAGCGAUGCUCGCUCAUUUAAGGUGGUCCCGUUAGCCUCGGUCUGGACGCCUGGGAACAUGUAGCAAAAGACUACCUUAAAAACCCCUCCCUGGGCAGUGUAAAUAGCAUGUAGUGUAGGUUAAUUAAACUCUCCACAGUUUUAUGUGGGACUGCUAACUAGACGUGUAAACCGAGGGAAGAGCUUUGUGAAGCCGGGGUGGGGGGGCGGCUUCAAACACUUCACUCCGCUCUUCUCUCCAAGUGUGCAGGCACAACUUGUAGGCAAAAUAUGCCAAAGCUUUUCUACCAUUUGCAUAAGCAUUUCUAAGGAACUUUACAUGUCCGAAUGUAUGUUGUAUUUUCUUUUUGUAGAACCUGAGGUUUGCUCUAUUUAAUAGUGAAGAUAUUAUUGUUUAUAGGGCAGUAACGUGGUUAUUUCAGGUGAAGUGGUGUCUUGAAUUUCUGGUGAAACAACCUGCAAUUUUCGGUGUCUUAAGAAUAGUUAAGAAGAUUGACGUUACUCUUAUGUCUGUGUGGAAAACUCUUGAAGAACAACGCUUCCUAAGACUGAAGCAGGUUUAUAGAAAGUAUACCUCAGCUUUCUGCAUGCUUUAGACCUGCGGAUGUUCUCAUCAAGUGAAAGUAGCAGCUGCCAGUCAUUGAUUAAAUCAGGAGCAUCAGGGCAUCUCUCAGAAGAUAAUAAAACAGUAACAGGACUGUCAGUUUAAAAAAAAUUACAUUUUAUAAAAACAUAUUUUUAACCUUUGUAAACCUUUCUGGAAAGGCCUACUUACCAUCACCCUAAUCUUUACCUCCAUCCACAUAUUGUCUAUCAGAUUCAAGUGUGGACUCUGGUUGGGCCACUCCAACAUGUUAAUGCAAAUUCUAGUCAAAAGCAACAUGUUGGUAAAUGUUAGAUAUCACUUUAAACUUAAAUUCUCAAGAGGUACGAAUAAUCUUGGGCUUCACUGCGUGUUGUAAUCGGCGGGAAAACACUGUUCAGUUGGGUCUGGCAUCGUUUCCAGAUCCCAGUUCUGACUUGGACAUGUGCUGAUCCAAACGGUACCACCCUUUUCAUGAAGCUGCCUUUUAAAACGGACUCUCAGUAGCUCCAGCUGUAGAGUUAAUGCACAGACGCGAGACUGGUGUGAAUCUUCUCCAAACAUUCCCAGAAUGAGGCAAAUAUCUUCCAAAAUCUGUAAUUACUUCUUUAUCCCUACACAACAGCUAGAUUUAGGAGCUUAGGUAAAGGGACAUAGGAGGCAUCUUUAAAGUCUGCCUGUGCUGACCUGAAUACUCAUCUUGAACACUGUUUUUGUUGGGGUUUUUUUCCCCCGUAUUUUGUUUGGUUUAGUUUUUGCAUGUACCUUUACAAUAUAAGCCUGAUUUAGCCAAAGCCUGGAUCUUGAGCCUGACUGGCUGCUUUUAUGCAUGCAGAAGCUUUUGGUACUCUCAUACCUCGCCGCUCACCUGAUUACUGACUGAGUAUAACUGGCCUGCGUGGCAGUGAGUUUUGUGAAAACAUGAAUUGUAUAAAAACAAUAUAAUCCUGGUGUUAUGUGGACAGCAUGUUCUCCUUAGAUGAUAUGGAGUACUUCUCUGCAUCCUCUAGGUGGUCGUUUUGUUUUCGUUCAGGGAUGCAGCUUCACGGCCUUACAGAUGAGCCAAAUGAGGUUCGCCGUGUGUGUGAUGAUCCGUUGUUGCAGUUUUAUUUGUGCAGCAAAUAAAGAGAAUUUAGACUUACCGUUUGAUCUAUAUGAAGAAUUUGCUGCAGUAUUUUAAAAAUAAUUAAUAAAAAGUUCAGAUUUGUGGAGUAGAACAUUCUCAUCAGAAUCAACAUAUGCCUGAAGUGUAGAUGUGAUCAUCCGUAAAUUAUUUGUAAAUGAAAAAACAAUUGAUUCUGACAUUUGGCUUUACGAUGCUUACCGAUCUCUAAUUGUCUUUUUGAUACGUUGAUCAUUUCUAACUGGGCUUUCUAAUGUGUUUCCUUGACUGUUUAUGUUCCGGCUGCCCUUUGACCUCAGGUUGAAGACAUUGUUGUGGUGUUUGAGCAGCAACCGCAUGUCUCUUACUCAAUCUUUUUUCUGUGUGAUGUUGUCGAGACAACCCGGUCUGUACUUUGUCUUUGCCUUGUGGAUAAAGUCUGAAACUCAGAACCCUGUAAAGAAAAACAAAGCCAAGAAGCCAGCGUGAUCCAUACCACUCAUUCCUUCACGUAACGUUCUUGUACUUCAGGAUUUCUACUGUCAACUCGGUGAAAUAAAACAGGUCCUGUACCAACUAAAAACUGCUCUGUGUUCAAAUACAUGAUGCUGCUUUGAUUGCUUUGAUAAAGAAAUAAAUCUUCUUCCAAUGA